AUGCGGCUCGUCAUUCUCUCACACAUUGUAUCUGUGGGCCUGCUCGUUCCUCCAAUCCAGGGGGCGCAACCCCUGGUCCCAGCCCCCACGGAUACUACAGUUGACCCUAUUGUCACAGAAGCGCCAGCGUUUGUCCACGCUCUGGAACAGAGGCAGUUCGGGGAAGGCUUCGUGGCAUGGUGGGAAAACUCUGGCUCUUGGCGCGGUAAAACGUGCGAGUCGGGCUCAGCAUACAAUACCUGGUCGACAUACGGCCAGUGCUGCACUACAGCUGACUCUUCAUGCAAUUAUGCCACAGCUUGCGCACCCGAUGGCAGGAUCCAGUACUAUCAAGGAAAUGCUAGCUGUGACCCAGGGCAGUCCUGCGAAGUAUUCACGAUUCUGUCCUCAUCCGGCAGCCCUGCAAGUGACAGGCAGAAUAUCAUCCAGUGCAUCAGUACCGAAUACGACUAUCCUGGGACCUGGUACCGCCAGUCCUACGCCUUGACUACCGAUCCAUCUACAACAACAGUCACGCAAACAGAGACUGCAACCGUGACGCAGACGGUGGCCACUGAUGGCAGCGCGGGGCUUCAGCAGACACAGACCAUGCAGGGCUUAUUGGGGGCGUUGAUUGUUGCUGUCCUACUCGCAGUUUAUUGA
This is a messenger RNA of Aspergillus puulaauensis, 642 nucleotides long. RefSeq lists its product as uncharacterized. The transcript is spliced from 4 exons. Lineage: Eukaryota; Fungi; Ascomycota; Eurotiomycetes; Eurotiales; Aspergillaceae. Bases 1 to 642 code for a protein of 213 amino acids. The record is from RefSeq and is a predicted model, not a curated record.